Molecule: messenger RNA, 1311 nt
Organism: Pyrenophora tritici-repentis Pt-1C-BFP
Lineage: Eukaryota; Fungi; Ascomycota; Dothideomycetes; Pleosporales; Pleosporaceae
Product: ArnT, 4-amino-4-deoxy-L-arabinose transferase and related glycosyltransferase PMT family
Biological process (GO): GPI anchor biosynthetic process
Cellular component (GO): membrane; glycosylphosphatidylinositol-mannosyltransferase I complex
Molecular function (GO): alpha-1,4-mannosyltransferase activity; GPI mannosyltransferase activity
Source: RefSeq, a predicted model, not a curated record
AUGGCUCUUUCCUCCUUUUUCAGCAGUCCGCCCUUGGUCUUUACAACAUCCAUCAUCCUCCGUGCCAUCUUCCUCAUCUAUGGACUCUGGCAAGAUGCAAAUUCUCCGAUGAAAUAUACGGAUAUCGACUAUUAUGUUUUCACCGAUGCUGCGCGAUACAUCUCACGCGGCCAAUCGCCUUACGCAAGAGACACGUAUCGUUAUACACCUCUCUUGGCAUGGCUCAUCUAUCCUACAGUCUGGUCUGGCCCAUUCUGGUUUUCUUUCGGGAAGAUUCUGUUCGCUAUUGGCGACGUAGCUGCCGGAUGGAUGAUGUUCCGCAUUUUGAAAGAGUACAAGAAGAUGGAUAAUGAGCGGGCUUUGAAAUUUGCUAGCAUAUGGCUGUUGAAUCCAAUGGUAGCUACCAUCAGUACGAGAGGAAGCUCCGAAGGACUACUUGGUGUCUUUGUGACGGCUCUAUUAUGGGCCGUAUUGGCGAAGCGCAUACCACUCGCUGGUUUCCUAUUGGGUUUUGCGGUACAUUUCAAGAUAUACCCAUUCAUCUACGCUGUUUCCAUUGUCUGGUUUCUCGACAACCCCAAGACCGGAACGCGCAAGUCAGCCGCUCUAGACACUACAUCCGAACAGAUCUGGUCCUUUCUGAACGCACAGAGAAUUUAUUUGGCCAUCUACAGUCUCGUCACCUUCGCGGCUCUGAACAUUGCCAUGUACGCCAUGUAUGGAUGGCCAUUCCUCGAACACAGCUAUUUCUACCAUUUGAUCCGUAGCGACCACCGCCACAACUUUUCGCCCUACAAUACACUUCUUUAUUAUAAUUCCUCGCCAGGGGACAAACCGGUUCACUAUCCUGCUCCGGAUCAACAAAGUGCGCCUUCAUUCGACCUACCGCGUUUGGCAUUUCUUCCGCAAUUACUCCUCAGCGCUGUAUUCAUCCCACUUGUACUAUCAAAGAAAGAUCUACCAAGCACGAUGCUAGCGCAGACUUUUGCGUUUGUCACUUUCAACAAAGUCUGCACAAGCCAGUACUUCCUCUGGUACAUGAUGUUCCUCCCCUACUACCUCCCCGACUCGACGCUUCUACAACCAACCUCAAUCGGCAUCACAGCGCUCGUCUUCUGGAUCGUCGGACAGGUAGCCUGGCUACAGCAAGGGUUCCAGCUGGAGUUCAAUGGCAUCUCCACCUUUCUACCAGGUCUGUGGUAUUCUAGUCUGUUCUUCUUUUUGGUCAAUACAGGUAUUCUGGGUGUCAUCAUUCAUGACACAAGAAUAAAACAGGCGCACAGGAUCGUUAUACAGAAGAAGGAACGAUAA